AGAGAGAGGAACUAAGUUCAGUCAAUGACAAAGAUUCAGUCAGAUAAGUGGAUUUGCAGGUGCCGCAGCAUGCUUGUUAUGUCUGCGUGAUUUGCUGACUGAAGCUCCAUCGUAUAACGGGCAAUACCAGAUUUCUGUCAUGAAAGUGGCAUCUUUCAACAUCCAGAGGUUUGGGGAGAAUAAAGUGUCAGACAGAGAGGUUCUCUCCACUCUCAUCAAGAUUGUAUCCCGUUAUGGCAUCAUCCUGAUCCUGGAGGUGGUCGAUGUGAAAGGAGUGGCCAUGAGCACAUUCCUCACAGAGCUGAAUAAGGUCAAUAAAAAGCAUCCCUACACAAUGGCGAGGAGCCCACCACUUGGCCGGAAAUCCUACAAAGAGCAGUUCAUGUUCCUCUACCGAGAGGACCUGGUGACUCUGAGGGACACCUACCAGUAUGAGGACAUGCAGGAGGGAGAUGAGGACGCCUUCGCCCGGGAGCCAUACAUCCUGCGAUUUACCUGCCUGAACACAGUUCUGAAGGACCUGGUGAUGAUCCCCGUGCACACCAAGCCUGAAGACUCAGAAAAGGAGCUGGAUGAGCUCUACGAUGUCUUUCAGACCGUGAAGAAGAAGUGGAAGACUGAUGACAUCAUGAUCCUGGAAGACUUCAAUGCUGGGGGCCGUUAUGUGUCCAAGAGAAAGAUGAACAGAAUCAGAAUCCGCAGAGACAGGGACUUCCAUUGGCUGAUCCAGGAUGACGUGGACACCACAACCAAUGCAGGAAACGACCACACCUAUGACAGAAUCCUGGUUUAUGGGGACGAUAUGUUGGAAGCCAUAGAACCAAACUCAGCCCAGCCGUUUGAUUUCCAACAAGCCUUUGGCCUGACUGAAGACAUGGCUCUGAGUAUAAGUGACCACUACCCUGUGGAAGUGAAGCUGAAGGCAAAGAGAAGACGAAGACUUCCAGUGAACCACAGAGCUGUGAAAAGAACCCGCAAAUGAAGAGCAAUGCUGAGGAAGAGGAGGAGGACACAGAUGAACGGGAAUCAUACGUCACAUUCUUUGAUAGAUUGAGCUUUUUGCUAAAUUAAAAUAGAAUACACAGAUAUGCAUGGUACUUGAAAUCUAUCAGGAUUUUGCAAUAAAUUCUCAUGACUUUUUUCCACCGGGGGCUGAAAGUCUUGGUUGGAAGGCUGUAGCAUGUAAAUGACUUAAUAACUGGCUGCAUCACCUUCAGAGCAAUAACUAAUACAUUCAGAUAAAUUGGUAUGUUUUCCAGCAUUAACUGUUUGUUUCACGCCCUACCACAGCAUCUCUAUUGGGUUCAAUUCAAUUCUGGGCCACUCCAAAACUUUACUUUUGUUUCCUUUGUGGACUUUUUGCAUCAUUGGGCCUCGUGCACAUAAAAUCUACGCAUAUUCAACCCAUAUAAAAAAUCCAGAAAUAAUGAAUUCUAUUUUUAUUAUGUUUUUCAAAUUUUUCAACUGUUUCUCAAUAGGUUUUUAAUUUCAUUCAGGGUUUUAUUCAAUUCUUCUCCACCUGAGAAAGAAAUGUGCUCCCUACCAUGCUCUAAAUGUUCUUGUAUGGUUAUGGAAGUGCUUCUCCUUUCAUGCAUCUCUGUUUCGAUGCCGAAUAUGCCAAUUAUGUAUCUGACCAGAGCAUGCCAUUUUGGCCUCAUUUUGGUCAUUUAGAUAGAACCUGUGGUCAAAUGAGGCCAAAUUGAACAUUAUGGUCAGACCCAGCAUUGGCAUGUUUGGCACUGAAACAGGUGCAUAAAAUGAGAGGCACCUCAUACCCACAGUGGAAUAUGGUCUGUGAUGUUUUAGGGCUGUUUAAGAUCAAUGGGAUAAUGGAUUCCAGCAAGUAUCAGACAAUUUUGGCAGACAAUCUGGUUGCCUCUAUCACAAGGCUGAGACUUGACAGUAGGUGAACAUUCCAGCAAGACAAUGACCCAAGAAGUCCACUCAGAAAUGGUUCUGUGAUAACAAAUUCCACGUUCAAUAACCGAUAAGCUCAAACCCCAGAAUGUGAAGGAUCUUGCAAGCAUCUGCACAGGGGAAUGGUCCAAAAUUGUUUUCCUUAACCUUGUCAAGCAUUCCAGAACAUUGACCAUGGCACUUGAUUGUACUGGUCAGGUACUUGAAGCUAUGUUGUGUUGUCUAUGUAUUGGAUUGUUUGUGGCCUGUGUUGCCGGAACCUCUAUUAUCAGUAUUGUGUUGUUUGUAGCCUGUAUUGUGUGACUGCUUGUUUUUUUUUUUUUUUACCAAAGGCUAAUUUCCACCUGUCUUUCUUAAUUAUUAUAUAUGUUUAUAUGUUUUUUUUUUUUAGAUAAGUAUUUGUGGCCCACUUAUGAGAAAAUGUUUAUUUGGAUUGCAUUAAAUAAAAGAAUUAAAUAAACUAA
Messenger RNA from Conger conger (European conger), 2381 nucleotides. Its product is annotated as deoxyribonuclease gamma-like. Gene Ontology annotation, cellular component: nucleus. The coding region runs from base 140 to 982 and encodes 280 amino acids. Gene Ontology annotation, biological process: DNA catabolic process. Gene Ontology annotation, molecular function: DNA nuclease activity. The record is from RefSeq and is a predicted model, not a curated record. The transcript is spliced from 9 exons. Lineage: Eukaryota; Metazoa; Chordata; Actinopteri; Anguilliformes; Congridae.